AUGUUACCCAAUGAAGAGAUUGAAGAAGCAGUGGGUUCCCCUUCACCGGUCAUCGAAAUAAGUGAUGAGGAGGAGGAUAAUCAUACACGACCACAACCUCGACGUCGGCAUCCGGGUCGCCCUGAUUAUACUUAUCAAGAUUACCAAGAUACAGUGGAACAUGUGAUUUUGGCACCGCCUUUGCGCAAACGGAAAAGUGAAGAUUCGGAUGCGGCAGAUUUUCAGUCUAAAAUCAAGCGAUUUGUAAAGGAAAUCCAAGGACCGUAUGAAGCCUUGGAAAAGGAGAACAAGCGAUUGACUCAAGAGAGACAUCAAUGGAAGAAUGACAAGAAACAGUUGUGGCUCCAGAUUCGAUAUUUACAGCGACAACUCGAUGGACAGAAGCGGCGCAAUAUCUUGAAAUUUUAUCGGCCGAGUCACCUGGUGCAGCCCAUCUCAAAGAGGCAAUAUACCGACGGUAUCAACGCAGUCAAUGAGCCUAUAACCCCUAAGAGUCCAAUCCUUGAAUGCGAAAUUCCAGAAACCGAGGAUGCACUGGAAUCUAUGAUCUGUGUCGACGCGGCUGAACUCAGAUCCGCCUAUGAGCAUGAGAGCAAGCCAGACGUUCACUCGACGACGCUUGUCAUGCACGGUGAGGAUCUCCUUAAAAGCGAGAACAUCGAUUAUAGCACAAUGCCGAUAUGUCCCGAUGGGGAGCAGGUAGAGUCGCCACCUGUGCCCGAAGAGGAUCUUACCAAGGGUCUAUCCUUCCUGGAUACAGUCUACCAGAUGGUCGACAUUGUUCACCUGCUCAAAAAGCAUCCGAGCGAUCUGCCGCGUACUGUCCAUCAAAGUAUCUUGCAAAGUCUUCGCACCAAUCAGGGGCCGAUCAUCGACUCAACAGUCAGUCAUUGGUCAGACGGGAAGAUGUGGAUGAAAGUGCUGGAGAGAGGAUCUGCCACAAAUCGUCGGUGUACCGUACUCAACAUGCUGGAGUAUAUGGGUGCUUCAAAAUGGUACGACGGCCAGAUUGAACUGGCACGGCGUACAGUAUGCACCAAGGACAAUAAAGCUGUGGGUGAGAAGGGGGCAGCAAUGCAUGUGAUGAACCGUAUCACCGAUGAACAUAGCCUACUGAGUAGAAAGGUCAUUAUCAACCAGUUCUCCAGGGGGAAGAGAUUGCGUGUGCUUGUCGAAGAAAUCAGACUAGGAAUCCUGAUUAGUCCCAAGAUUUGGUGA
Molecule: messenger RNA, 1218 nt
Organism: Talaromyces stipitatus ATCC 10500
Lineage: Eukaryota; Fungi; Ascomycota; Eurotiomycetes; Eurotiales; Trichocomaceae
Exons: 3
Coding region: 1-1218 (405 amino acids)
Source: RefSeq, a predicted model, not a curated record